Molecule: messenger RNA, 932 nt
Organism: Panonychus citri (citrus red mite)
Lineage: Eukaryota; Metazoa; Arthropoda; Arachnida; Trombidiformes; Tetranychidae
Exons: 2
Coding region: 292-909 (205 amino acids)
Source: RefSeq, a predicted model, not a curated record
GAUAGAAACGGUGAGAAGUAAAAAUUAAACAAGAUAAAAAUAUUAAAAAGUGACAGAGAGAUAUUCAGAAUUUUAUUUCGAAUAAAAUAAAAUGUGUUAGAACAUGUUAGUUGUCUCAUCUGAAUGAUGACAAUUGAAUGAUUGAGACGUUUAAUUUUGGACAUUUUAUUUUAUUUAUACUUUCGGUGAACUUAUUCAAAGUUAAUCUUCUAUUAUUGGUGACCAUGACUGGCCCAUCGCCUGUGAUUGGUUCAACUCGUCGAUUGGAAUCUCAUCUUCUUGGUAUAAAACAUGGUCGCUAAUUCAUUGGAAGCUUCAUCUCUCGAUGUCCAACAAUCGCCCAUCAUCGUGUCUCCAGUUGCCCAAACUGCUUCCGUUGUUCAAACUCCGAUUGUCAAUUCGCCAGUAGGUUCAACACCAGUUCUUGUUGAGCCACAGUUUCAAGAACUUCCAUUAGAUGUUCAAUUACCUUCUGUUGUUGACACCGAGGAAGUUUCUAUCGCCAAUUCACCGACUUAUUUGAAAGAAUUUUCGAUGACCGAUCAUCUGUUUCCUUCAUUCAAGAAAAUCAGUUCUUCUUUCUCAACUGGAACCUCUAAAUUCAAGUCAAUUUUACCAGGAAAUCCAUUCAAAAAAUGGUCUGGAAAAAGUGAAGAUGUCGAGAUAGUUGAGGAAAUUCCAGUGGUCGCAGUGAAAGAACGUGUGGACCCAAUUCCUUACAAAUUCAAUAGCGAGAUUCCUAAAAAGCUCAUCGCCAAAGCCGCUGCUGUUGGUCAGGCCAAACUGACCCAAUUGGCUGCCGCUAACAAGGGUAAACUGAAUGGACCAGGAUUACUUGAGGCAAGUGUCAAGGUUCAACACCCAAUUGUUGGCAAACAAUCAGCUAAAAUUAAGCUUUCAACUGUUUAAUAUCUGAAAAUAUGUAAUAAUAA